This is a messenger RNA of Labeo rohita (rohu), 791 nucleotides long. RefSeq lists its product as uncharacterized. NCBI's taxonomy places the organism in Eukaryota, Metazoa, Chordata, Actinopteri, Cypriniformes, Cyprinidae. Bases 7 to 735 code for a protein of 242 amino acids. The record is from RefSeq and is a predicted model, not a curated record. The transcript is spliced from 6 exons.
AGCUACAUGUUGCGGGGACACAUAUGUCGUCCAUAUACAAAACAAUGUGUGUUCCUGGUCACAGUGAGUCCACCUGCUUCCUUCACUUGUGUGCAUGAGAUACAUUCUGAUGAAGAUAUCAAGUACCUGCGCAGCCAGACCUACAAUUACAGAUGGUCAGUCAUGGAUCAUCAUAAGGAAGGAGUAUCUUUAUUCUACAUCUGCUUUUCGUCCUCCAUUGCUGUUGGUCUCUUUAUCAUGACUGCAGCAGUGAUCAUGACCAACAUCAGGAGCAGAACUAAAGAUUUAUCUCAUUUAUGGUCCUACACUUUAAUGACAGAUGCUCCAGUGCCCGUCAUCACAGUGUACCAGCAGAUAGAGGACAGAGAGCAUGUGAUCGUCAUGUGUUCGUUUGGAAAAAGGUUUAUUGAGAGCUCUUUCCAGCUGUCAGUAGACCGUGAACAGAACUACACCCUAAAGAACCCAGUAUGCAUUGCAUAUGAAGUGUGUGUGUUUAACAUCACUGUGAGGCCUCCUGUUUCUCUGACAUGUAUACAUGAGAUCAUUACCUUUAGAAAUGAGAGUUAUCUGCAGAGUGAGGCCUACGUCCUAGAUCAUUAUGAUGGAGUAUCUUCCUCCUACAUUGGCUUUUUCUCCUUCAUUGUUGUUGGUGUCGUUAUAAUGACUGCUGCAGUGAUCAUGACCACCAUUAGGAGCAAUGCAAAAGAUUCCAACGGUGACUAUGUGGAUGUCUGAAUAAUAUUGUGAAUUACUCAAGACAGAAAACAGACAUACAGGAUGAUCUGAUCUGG